This is a messenger RNA of Penicillium verhagenii, 1641 nucleotides long. Its product is annotated as putative IMP dehydrogenase. Bases 1 to 1641 code for a protein of 546 amino acids. NCBI's taxonomy places the organism in Eukaryota, Fungi, Ascomycota, Eurotiomycetes, Eurotiales, Aspergillaceae. Gene Ontology annotation, molecular function: IMP dehydrogenase activity. The record is from RefSeq and is a predicted model, not a curated record. The transcript is spliced from 3 exons. Gene Ontology annotation, cellular component: cytoplasm. Gene Ontology annotation, biological process: GTP biosynthetic process.
AUGCCUAUCACCAACAAGGAGGCUGCGCCCGGUGCCGCCAUGAAGGCUGAGAUCGUGGACUACACCACUGCCCUUGAGGUCGUGAAGACCUACCCGACUCAGGAUGGCCUGGAUGUUGAUACCCUCCUGGACUCCGACAAGCACGGAGCCCUGACUUACAACGAUUUCCUCGUUCUCCCCGGUUACAUCGGCUUCCCCGCCUCUGAUGUGACUCUGGACACCCCUGUGACCAAGCGUAUCUCGCUCAAGGCUCCUCUUGUGUCCUCCCCCAUGGAUACCGUCACCGAGCACAACAUGGCCAUCCACAUGGCUCUGCUCGGUGGUCUCGGUGUCAUUCACAACAACUGUGCCCCCAAGGACCAGGCCGAGAUGGUCCGCAAGGUUAAGAGAUACGAGAACGGUUUCAUCCUUGACCCCGUUGUUCUCUCUCCCACCGCUACCGUCGGUGAGGCCAAGGAGCUCAAGGCCAAGUGGGGCUUCGGUGGCUUCCCUGUCACUGAGAACGGUACCCUCCGCUCCAAGUUGGUUGGUAUGGUCACCUCCCGUGAUAUCCAGUUCCACAAGAACCUCUCCGACCCCGUGACCUCCAUCAUGGCCACCGACCUGGUCACUGCCCCCGCUGGCACCACCCUUGCUGAGGCCAACGAGGUUCUCCGUCAGUCCAAGAAGGGCAAGCUGCCCAUCGUUGACUCCAACGGCAACAUCGUUUCCUUGCUGUCCCGCUCGGACUUGAUGAAGAACUUGCACUACCCUCUGGCUUCCAAGCUCCCCGAUUCCAAGCAGCUCAUCUGUGCCGCCGCUAUCGGUACUCGUGAGGAGGAUAAGGAGCGUCUCAGACUUCUUGCUGAGGCUGGUCUUGACAUUGUCAUCCUGGACUCCAGCCAGGGUAACAGCUUGUACAUGAUUAACAUGCUCAAGUUCGUUAAGGAGACCUUCCCUGACAUUGAUGUUAUUGCCGGUAACGUUGUUACCCGCGAGCAGGCUGCUGCCCUGAUCGCCGCUGGUGCCGAUGGCCUGAGAAUUGGCAUGGGCAGCGGUAGCGCUUGCAUCACCCAGGAGGUCAUGGCCGUCGGCCGUCCCCAGGCCGCCGCUGUUCGCAGCGUCUCCAACUUCGCUGCCCGCUUCGGUGUUCCCUGUAUCGCUGACGGUGGUGUCCAGAAUGUUGGUCACAUCGUUAAGGGUCUGGCUAUGGGUGCCAGCACCGUUAUGAUGGGUGGUCUCCUUGCUGGUACCACCGAGUCCCCUGGCGAGUACUUCGUCAGCAACGAGGGUCAGCUUGUCAAGGCUUACCGUGGUAUGGGCAGUAUCGCCGCCAUGGAGGACAAGAAGGCUGGUGGUGACAAGAAGGACACCCAGGCUAGCAACGCUGGUACUGCCCGUUACUUCUCCGAGAAGGACCACGUUCUGGUCGCUCAGGGUGUCGCCGGUUCCGUUCUGGACCGCGGUUCCAUCACCAAGUUCAUCCCCUACCUCAUUGCCGGUGUUCAGCACUCUCUGCAGGACAUUGGUGUUCCUAGCCUCGAUGCCCUCCACGAUGGUGUCAACUCUGGUGUUGUCCGCUUCGAGAUGCGCAGCGCCAGUGCUCAGGUCGAGGGUAACGUUCACGGUCUUCACAGCUACGACAAGAAGCUUUACUCGUAA